AGUUCUUCAAGGAGAGGUCGGCCACUUCGUCUGAGAACUUCUGCUGCAGUUCCGCCAGCUUCUGCUCUAACAUCUUGUUGCUCUCUUGAAGAUUAAAAUGAACGACGUUGCAAGUCACAUGAUCAGCGCUUUGAACAGUUGCUGCAGAGCGUCACAAAGACCAACCUUCAAAAUAAUAUGUGACAGAUGUGAGCCAUGGACAGCAGAACUGAGAUGAAAAUGUGCAAACUAAGGAAUCAUCUGGACAUGCUAGGCUACACUGACCAUCUAGGAGCUGAGUCGCUGCCACUUGUUGAGAAACUUUUCAGUGAUCUGGUCCACACCACUGAAAGACUGCGCCAAGCCAAGCGAUUAGCAGGCAAGUCUGAAAAAGAAAUCCAAAACUGUGAUGUCCUUUCGGACCCGUACAGAAAAGAUAAUGCUCAGGUGGCCCAGGAGAACCAUCAGCUUCACCUGGAGCUUGUGAGGGUGAAAGAGGAGAAGGACCAUGAGACUAGAGAGAUGAAAAUGUGCAUCACAAAGCUGGAAGAUGAGCUGUCUUUCCUGGAGUCUCUGAACAACCAGUAUGCGCACCAGGUUCGCUGCUUGGAGAAGGACAGCAAAGAGAAAGCUAAACGCCUCCGUCACCUGCAGAAGAAGAAUUGCAGUGCAGCGGUGCAUGCCAGAGAGGAAAAAAAGCUCAGCGUUCCCUCUUUUCCGCCAUCUCCACAUUCCCAGUCUGAUGAUGCGUAUGGAGCCGACCUUUGGCAGGCAGAGGGAAGGAUUCUUGAGGUGCAUUACGAAGUGAGAAAAUUAAAAGAGGAGCUAGGAAAUGCUCAGGGUCAAGUACAACUCUUAAACAACCAUAUCGAGGACAUGCAAGUGACCAACAAGCAACUAAAGAGGAAGUUGGAGGGACUGCAGCAGAAGUCCUCCACCAAAGUGGCCGACCUCGCCUCAAAGAACCGUGAGCUGUGUGGGGAGCUCAUGCACAUACUCCACCUCGCCAGGCAGAUGGAAAUCGAUAAGAAGCAAAAGCUGAAAACAGCUGACAUGAAAUUUCAAGACAUGAAUGAAGUCAUUAAAGAUUUGAAGGGUCAACUCCAAAAAAGUGUGGUUGACCAAACGUACGCUCCCGCAGAUGGCCAGGAACAGGAAAAAAGGACUGCCGACCAUCAGAAUGGCAUAAACAGCGAAGCUUCAGAAUGGGAGUUUAUAAAAUCUCAUCUUGGAGACCAGCUGGUGGAGCUAAGAGAACAGAAUGAGAAAUUGGAGGGAAUGGUGGAUUUCCUUGAGGCUGAGAAAAGCAGACUGCAGGACAAAGUGGAGAAGAUGAUGUCCGUCGAAAGAGUCUUGGUGCUGGAGUUGGAGGGCAUGCGAACUAGAUAUGGCAUUUGCGGAUGGCAGCGCUCUCCAUCACGUCUGGAUGCCUUUGUCAAGAGUCUGGAGGAGGAGAGGGAUCACUAUCGGCAGGAGGCUGAACACUAUAAAAUAGUUAGAGUGCCCAGCAGCCCCAGUCACAGUCACAGUCCAGGCAAGCAGAGGAGUCCUAAGUACCAGGUAAUCAAGCCACAGCAUGACUAUGAAAGCUCCAAUCAGUCUGCUGAAAUAUUGAACCUGAAAGUUACGCUCAGACUGGUCGAACAGAAACUCCAGCAGGUGACAGCUGAAAAGCACUCUCUGAUGGAAGAACUGAAGCACUUGCAGCAGACCCACCACAGCUCAAACACACCUCCUGACAACUUGACACUGGCAGAAAAGCUCAGAAUGGCUGGCAAAAAGAUGGAGUUUGAGCAGUUGCAGCCCCACCAACCUUCAAAUACAUCCACUAAAAUCUCGAACCAGAAAGAGGAACUUCCAGGAAACAUCCAGGGGGUGACGGAAGAAAAAGAAGCAGAGAUGGAGGAAUACAAGCAGCAGCAGCAGCAGCAUGAGCAGCACACCACAAAUACAUCUUCUGAAAUCCUGAACCUGAAUGAAGAGCUUAGGAAGACAGAAGGAAAAAUCCAGCUGGUGACAGCUGAAAAAGACUUACUGAUGGGUGAAAUGCAGCAAAUGCAGCUGCAUUGUGAGCAACGCACCUCGGAAAUAGUGACCCUAAAAGAGGAGCUUAGACUGGCAGGAGAAAAUAUCCAGCAGGUGACGGCUGAAAAAGACUCACUGAUGGAGGAAUUUCAGCAAAAGCAGCUGCAGUGUGAGGCCCACACCUCAGAAAUAGUGAACCUCAAGGAGGAACUCAAACUGGCAGAAGACAAAAUUCAGCAGACGAUGAAUGAAAAAGAUGCCCAAAAGAAAACAUUCAAGAAAAUGCAGUGGCAGCAUGCACACAAAACCUCAAAUACAUUUGAUGAAAUAAUGGACCUGAAUCAGCAACUCCAUCAGGCAGAAGAAAAAACCCGCCAAGCAACGACUGAAAAAGAGUCAUUGAUGGAGAAAUUGAAGCAAAUGGAGCAGCAGCAUCAACAGGACAUCUUAAGUACAUCUGCUGAAAUCUUAAAACUAAAGGAAGAGCUCAAAUUGUCAGAAGGAAAAACAGAGCAGGUGGCAGCUGAAAAAGACUCACUGAUGGAGGAAUUUCAGCAAAAGCAACUGCAGUGUGAGGCCCACACCUCAGAAAUAGUGAACCUCAAGGAGGAACUCAAACUUGCAGAAGACAAAAUUCAGCAGACGAUGAAUGAAAAAGAUGCCCAAAAGAAAACAUUCAAGAAAAUGCAGUGGCAGCAUGCACACAAAACCUCAAAUACAUUUGAUGAAAUAAUGGACCUGAAUCAGCAACUCCAUCAGGCAGAAGAAAAAACCCGCCAAGCAACGACUGAAAAAGAGUCAUUGAUGGAGAAAUUGAAGCAAAUGGAGCAGCAGCAUCAACAGGACAUCUUAAGUACAUCUGCUGAAAUCUUAAAACUAAAGGAAGAGCUCAAAUUGUCAGAAGGAAAAACAGAGCAGGUGGCAGCUGAAAAAGAAGCACUGAUGGAGAAGUUGAAGCAAAAUCAGCGGCAGCACAAAGAGCACAACUCAAAUACAGCUGCAGAAAUCUUAAAACUGAGGAAGAAGCUCAACCUGGCAGAAGAUAAGGUCCAGCAGGUGGCUUCAGAAAAAGACACACAGAUGGAUGAUCUUAAGCAAAUGCAACUGGAGCAUGAGGAACAGAAGUCUGCUGAAAUUUCAAACUUGGAAGAGGAGCUGAAACUGGCAGAAAAAAAAAUUCUGCAGGUGACGGAUGAAAAAGAGACGCUGAUAGAGGAAACUGAGCAAAUACAGAUGGAACAGGAGCAGUCUAAAUUAAAUGCAUCUGAGGAAAUGUUCAACUUGAGACAAGAGCUCAAACAGGCAGCACAAAAAAUCCAGCAGGUGACUGCUGAAAAAGACUCGCUGAUGGAAAAACUGAAGCAUCCGCAGCAUAAGCAAGAUGCUUCAACAACAUCUGAGGAAAUCUCCAAGCUGAAAGAGGUGCUCAGACAGGCAGAAGACACAAUCCAGCAGGUGAUGAGUGAAAAAGAAGCACAAAUGAAAGAUUUUAAGAAAUUGCAGAUGCAGAAUGAAAGCCACAAAUCCACAACACUUGCUGAAAUUUUAAAUUUGAAGGCGACGCUCAGGCUGGCUGAAGAAAAAGUUCAGCAGGUGACAGCGGAAAAGGACUCACUGAUGCAGGAAUUGAAAAAAAUGCAGCAGCAGAAAGAACAGGAAAUCUCAAAUACAUCUAGUGAAAUCUUGAAACUGAAGAAGAAAGUCAACCUGGCAGAGGAGAAAGUCCAAGAGGUGGCUUCAGAAAAAGACACACAGAUGGAGGAAUUGAAGCAAAUACAACUGGAGCUUGAGGAACAGAGGUCUGCUGAAAUAGCAGGCUUGGAGGUGGAGCUGAAACUGGCAGAAAGAAAAAUCCAGCAGGUGACGGACGAAAAAGAGACGCUGAUGGAAGAAGCUGAGCAAGUACAAGUGGAACAGGAGCAGUCCAAGUUAAACACAUCUGAUAAAAUCUUGAACCUGAUAGAGCAGCUCAGCCUGGCAAAAGAAAAAAUCCGUCAGAUGACAGCUGAAAAAAAUUCACUGAUGGACGAACUGAAGCAAAAGCAGUUGCAAAACGCCCGUCACAACUCAACUACAUCUGCUGAAAUCUCAAACCUGAGUGAGAAGCUCAGAAUGGCUGAAGAAAGAAUCCAGCACUUAACAAGUGAAAAUGAAAAGGUUAAGCAGCCACAGCGAGCUGACCAAAACUCAACUACAUCUGCCAAAGUUUUGACUCUUAAAGAGAAGCUCAGAGUUGCAGAAGAACAAACCCAGCAGGCGACAGCAGAAAAAGACUCACUGAUGGAGGAAUUACCGGUUGGCCUGCCCUCUGCUCUCUCGGGCGUAUGUGGAAAGGAGCAGAGGAUACCUGACCUGCAGCAUGUCAUCAAGAGGCUGGAGCAGGAGAACCUGGAGUUGCGUUCACAGUUUUCUGCACUAAAAGACAGCAAGCAGGAUGUGGAGCAGCAGAUGGAUGUUGAGGGUCCUGCGCUGGUUCAGGAUGCAGAGGAAGUGGCGGCACAGCAGAGGAGAACAGCAGCCGCUGGUCUUGGGCUACAGCAGGAGAUUCGGCACUCGUUUCUGGACCUCCAAGAAAUGCUUUCUGUAAGGACCCACGAGUUGCAUGCUGCUCAUGGACAAAUGGAAAAACUGGAGGACAUAAUCGGGGCACUAAGACAGCAGGCUUACCUGUACAAGCAGGAAGCAGAAGUUCUACAAAUCUCUUUCUCUGCACUCUGCAUGAAGAAAGACGCUCUGCAGGAGGAGGUGGCGCAAAAGACCAAGAGGCUGGUUGUUCUCCAGCAGGAGCUCGCAUUGAAGCUGCAGGGGGAACUAAAGGGCUGUGAGAGGGAGCUCACCACUCAGAGGACGUUGGAGGUUUACCAGGAGGCGUUGGCACGACUCAAAAGAGACAACGACCUGAUAAUCCGAGAAUACAAGAGACUGCAAGACGACGUGACCGCAGUGACCAUGGAGAAGCAAGCUGCACAUGUGGAGAUGGAAGGCGCUUUACACGAGAGGAAUGAGCUGCAACAUAGAGUCUAUUCUUACUUGAAUACCGUGUCCAAAUUUGAGAACCUCUUGAAAACAAAGGAGCAGGAGAAUCUCGGCCUGCUGGAGCGCUUCCACACGGCUCAGUCUGACAUGCAAGAACGUGAGCAGAGGCUGCAGCAGGUCGAGGUCCUCAACAGCUCAAUCCGCCAGGAGCUCCUUUCUUCUGAAACGGAGCGCAGGCACCUCCACGAAGUCAUCAGCCACAAGGAGCGAGAGAUCCAGCAGUAUAUGCAGGGCUUGGAGGCUUAUGAGACACAGAUGCCCGCGCUCAUUCAAGGAAUGUCCCGACUUGAGGAGGAGCUACGCAUCGUUCAGGAGGAGAAAGCUGCUCUUCUCGCUGAUCUUGCCUCUGUCAGGGAGCUGUGUGUCAAACUGGAUUCGGACAAGGAAGUCACUGCCCGCCAGCUUUUAUACAAGAACAUGGAGGUUGAGAGGGCCACGACGAGACAGGACGAUGCUCUGACAGAGGCGGCGCUAUUGAAAGAGCAUCUGGCGAGUGAAAAGAUGACUAUCCAGAACCUGGAGAUAGUGCUUGCCACCACUCGGAAAGAGAUGUUCCAAGCCCACCAGACAGCCAGAGAAAAAGAAUCUGAACUGAAGGCCCUACGUGACAGACUCACCCAGGCCGACAAGAAGAUCGGCGAGCAUGUGAGGGAAAUUUCCAAUCUCCGCGGUCAAGUCUCUCAGCUGCAAACAAAGAUGGAGGCUCAGCUUCAGCGUGAACACGCCUCUGAGGAGAUACCCUCGCAAGAGUUGUCAUUCAGGCCUCCGAGGACCUCAUCACCAGUCAACCCCAUGACCACGCCUCAUCUGCGGCCCCCUAACGUCUCCUCUAUUAACUAAUCAGCAAAAGAUGACUUAAAAGACACACUAACAGGAUAUCCUGCCAUUAAUGUCCAUCAGUGAUGCUGCUAUAUUAGAUUGUGAUACCGUUAAAUUAUCAUUCACUCACAAUGAAACAGAUGUUACUGCUGAUUCCUGUAACGAGGACUUUUAAAUUACAAACUACUGCUGAUAAAUUGUAGUAUCGAGAUAACAUUUUCAGGAUUGUAGGAAGCCAACUUUUAGCAUACCUUAACAUAACAGCUGUAGCUAACAUUAAUAUUAUAUUGUACACGCUGCUUUUAUAGGGUAAGGUACCAUAUUUGGAUGCAUAUUUGAAUUGUAUGUUUUAUCUGCACAUUCUGCCUUCCAAAUCAGCACAGAUUAUGCCAAAUAUUAUAGCUAAUGCAGAGCAAGAGAAACAAAAGAUUGUUCACUUAAUUCAGUGCCUGCAUGGUUUAUAUGGUGCUAAAUAAUUAACAAUUCAUAUGGGGGUUUUAUAAUUAACGUUUAAUUUUAAUGCUACCUUUUUAUAGGAUUAUGUAAUCAUAAGUGUCAAAUAGUGUGUGGUAUCAUGUACGAAAUUCCUGAAGAAUAAUGUGCCAUUUUUUUUUUUGUUACGCCUAGUUGAGUUUUUCCAGAGGUUUUCAUAUUAAUAAUUGUAUUAAAUUUUAAGUCCACUCACCUCAUUUCAGGAAUGGCAGCUGGAUUCUUUGAGAAC
Molecule: messenger RNA, 6580 nt
Organism: Dunckerocampus dactyliophorus (ringed pipefish)
Lineage: Eukaryota; Metazoa; Chordata; Actinopteri; Syngnathiformes; Syngnathidae
Product: centrosomal protein of 135 kDa-like
Exons: 44
Coding region: 196-5880 (1894 amino acids)
Source: RefSeq, a predicted model, not a curated record